Nothobranchius furzeri (turquoise killifish) is the source of this 2511-nucleotide messenger RNA. The record is from RefSeq and is a predicted model, not a curated record. NCBI's taxonomy places the organism in Eukaryota, Metazoa, Chordata, Actinopteri, Cyprinodontiformes, Nothobranchiidae.
UCUAAACAGAAGAUGGAGAAAGAAGAGGCGUUCUUCCCCAGCGGUCCACUUGAUGUUUACAGGAAGAAGAGCUCGUUCAGCUGGAGAGACAUGGUCCACUUCAUUGAUGGAGAAGACAACGUGAAAUUCAAACAACACGUGUUCCAGACCCUGGAAAAUGAUCCUCUGUUUGCUCGUCAGCCCGGGGAGGACAUCCCCAUGGAUAAGAAGAGAGAGCUGAAUUUCCUCAGGAUGAAGCAGCUCUUCCGCUACAAUUUCCUGACGAAAGAAGAGAUGAUGGCGGACCCGUGGAAGGCUGUUAUCCUGGACGACUGUCUUGGCAUGUAUGACUGGGCUCUGGUGGCCAAGUUCUUCCUUAACUUAGGGAUGUUUGGUUCCACCAUUGCUAGCUCAGGAUCAAGCAGACACAACAAGUAUGUUAAAGACACCGAAGACAUGACGACUUUUGGAUGUUUUGCUCUAACUGAGCUGAGCCAUGGCAGUAACACCCGGGCCAUGAGAACGACCGCUACAUACGACCCAUCGACCCAGGAGUUUGUCAUCAACUCUCCAGACUUUGAGGCAGCUAAGUUCUGGGUGGGGAACCUGGGUAAGACCGCCACCCAUGCUGUGGUGUUCGCUCAGCUCUACACGCCUGACCAGGUGUGCCAUGGCCUCCACUCCUUUGUUGUUCCGGUGAGAGAUCCUAAAACCCUUCUAGCUCUGCCUGGUGUGCUGGUUGGAGACAUGGGCAAGAAGUUAGGCCAGAACGGACUGGAUAACGGGUUUGUAAUGUUUCAUGGUGUGAGGAUCUCUCGGGAAAACCUUCUGAAUAAGACAGGAGAUGUUACUCCUGACGGCCGCUACCUAACACCUUAUAAGGACCCCAACAAGCGUUUUGGUGCAUCUUUGGGAGCCCUGUCAGGAGGCAGGGUUUAUAUCUGCAGGAUGGCUCUGGUCAACUUGAAGCUGGCUCUAACUGUAGCUGUCCGAUUUUCAGCCUCCAGGAGACAGUUUGGACCCAAAGACACAGAGGAGAUCCCUGUUCUGGAGUACCAGUUACAGCAGUGGCGUCUGAUUCCCUACCUGGCAGCAGUGUAUGCUCUCGAUCACUUCACCAAAACCACCUUUAUGAACCUGAUCGAGUUCCAAGUUGGACAGAUGAUGAGGGACAACAGUGACAGACAGGCAGAGAUGGGCAAGGAGAUCCAUGCUAUUGGUUGCUCUAGUAAACCACUGGGCUCGUGGACCGCUCAGAGGGGCAUUCAGGAAUGCAGGGAGGCCUGUGGUGGACAUGGGUACCUGGCCAUGAACCGACUGGGAGAUCUACGUGAUGAUAAUGACCCAAACUGCACAUAUGAAGGAGACAACAAUGUGUUGUUGCAACAGACCAGCAACUACCUGCUCAGCCUGUUUUACGCCAAACUCCACGAUGGUGUUCGGAUCCAAUCGCCCUUCCACACUGUCGACUUCCUGGAUGAUUUUCAGAGGAUCCUGGAAAGCAGGUUUACAGCACAAACAGUGGAAGAGUGUAUGAACCCUGAAGUCUCUGUGACAGCAUAUCAGUGGCUGGUGUGUUUUCUGCUGGAGGAGAGUCAGAAGAGGCUGGAACAGCAGAAAGCUUUAGGCAAGGAUGACUUUGAGGCCCGUAACGACAGCCAGGUCUACUACUGCAGGUCGCUGGCUCUCAUCUACAUCGAGCACACCUGCCUCCAGAGAUUUUUCGAGCUGACCACCGAUCCGAAAACGCCUGCAGGUCUCAGAUCAGUGCUGAGAAGACUGUGUGCCCUGUAUGGACUGUGGAGCCUCAAUAACCACAUGGCCACACUUUACCAGGGUAAUUACGUGAGUGGAAGAAGACCUGCUGAGCUGGUUCAGAUGGCCAUCCUCGCUCUUUGCUCUGAGCUGAAGGACGAUGCUGUAGCUCUGGUGGAUGUUUUUGCUCCUACCGAUUUCAUCCUCAACUCACCCGCUGGGAAUGCUGAUGGACAGCUCUACAAGAACAUGUGGUCCGCUGUGAUGCAGGGGACUCAGGUGCUGGAGCGCCCUUCUUGGUGGAAAGAGUUCUGCUCAGACAAACCGGUGGUCGGAUCCCUCCGAUCCAGACUUUAGAGGUUCCUGAUCAGCAGACCUUUGAUGAAGCCUCUUGUUUUCUGAGGAAGUAAACAGGUGUUAUUGAUUAACAGUUAGGAUGGAUUAUCAGGAUUAAAGGACUUUUUGUGCCUAAUUCUUUGUGUGUGUGUGUGUGUGUGUGUGUGUGUUCUAAAAUCAGAAUAUUCCAGGUUUUUGGUAUUUUGUCAUGGAUCUAAUGUCAGAAAUAUGUCCUGUUCACAGUCAGAGCAGAUCCAUGAGCUUAAAGUCUAUCCAGUCCACAGCAGACCUAACAGGAUGUUAAUGCUGACUUCAGUUAUAUACGUCAAAAAUUCGAAUGAAUCUGAAUGUGUCAAACACACUCGUGUGAUCAUGUGAUUGUUCAUGUACUUAAAUUAGUUUAUAAUAUUGUCUGUUCUAAUAAAUACAUGAAGAUUGGUA